AUGACUGCUCCGGGUUCCGACUUUCUCGACUCCCUGAGCCACCUGUUCAGCGAGGCUGGAUCUGGAGGCCGUGACGGGAAGAUCGAGUUUGCGCAUCUCCGUGCCACUCUCAUCAAGUUUGUCUCCGCCUGCAGCCGCAUGACUGCCGCCAAAGCGCGUGCGAGCCACAACCUCAAGUUCAUCGAUGGCAGCGAGCCACAGACCCUCUUGGCGCUGCCCCCAGGCAAGCUCCGCAUCGACGACAAGAUGCGCGCCGAGCUCGAAGCCACUACCACCGGAGACGAGUUUAUCGAGAUCCUCCGCGACCUGAUCACCAAGCAGGUUUCUCCCCGCCGAAGCCCCCGAGGCCACAAGAACACUAGCCCAGUGCAAACCCCUCCCGGUAGCCCCAAGAGCAAGGCCCAGCAGCGUGCCGAGGCCGCCCAGAAGAACAAGAAGAAGACGGUUCGAAUCAAGUUGCGACGCAGCGGAGAGCGACCGGACACUGAUGAAAAGGCACAGAAGACUCAGACUCAGACCCAGGCCAAGCAGACCGAAACUGCCAAAGAAUCGCGCCCCAUCAUCAGCCAGGAGGCCCUCGCUCGGCUUGUCCCCAAGCUUGCUCAGCUCUCUUCCAAGCCUGCUGAGCUCGUUCCCAAGCCUGCUCAGCCCGUUCCCAAGUCUGUUCAGUCCGUCCUCAAGCAUGUUCAGCCCGCUCCCAAGCCUGCCCCCAAGCCUGCUCCUGCCCACAACCUGCCGGGUCCUAUGGAUGUCGAUGCCAACGAUGAUGACGACUCCAGCGAGGGGUUUGCUUCGAGCGAAAGUUCCGACACCUCUAGCUCCGAGGACCAGUCCAUCACCUACUCCGACAACGGAGACACCCAGAUGGGGGAUGCCGUUAUCCCCAAGGUUGAAGAGGCCGCGAAUGCAUGGCCCGCUCAGCGCCGACCUCACAUCAGCGAGGUGACUGCCGCCGCUGCCCAGUGUAACGCAGGAGAAUGGGAGUCGUUCAAGCCCCAGUUGCUUGACAUGCUGGCCCGAAUCGAAGCGGACCCUACCGAAGAAGAAAUCGAAGCCGCCUUGAAGCGCCUCGAACAGGCAGUCGUCAAGACCAAGGCAGAGCGCCAGUUCAUCCCCGACCGAACCUGGCAGAAGUACCACACCAAGCUCGUCAAGGAUGCCAAGAAGGGUUGGUUCGAGAAGAACUGGGACGACAGAAUCUGGAGAAUCGGCAAGAUCUGCUACCUCAAGGAAGAAGAGGCCGUCAUGGUUGACCGUAACUGGGACCGCCUCCGCGCUGCCGCCAAGGUGUGCGCCAUCCUCACCGACAUGACCGCGCCUCCCCAGGAGCCCAACAAGAGCGCCUCUAUCGACAAGUGGCUGGCCGAGAAGCUCGAUAGCAUCACCUUCCUCAAGAAGGCCCUCGACUGCCGGGAGCAUUACUCGGCCAUCUGCGGUUUUUGA
Molecule: messenger RNA, 1443 nt
Organism: Fusarium falciforme
Lineage: Eukaryota; Fungi; Ascomycota; Sordariomycetes; Hypocreales; Nectriaceae
Exons: 1
Coding region: 1-1443 (480 amino acids)
Source: RefSeq, a predicted model, not a curated record